Ipomoea nil (Japanese morning glory) is the source of this 636-nucleotide messenger RNA. RefSeq lists its product as uncharacterized. Lineage: Eukaryota; Viridiplantae; Streptophyta; Magnoliopsida; Solanales; Convolvulaceae. Bases 1 to 636 code for a protein of 211 amino acids. The transcript is spliced from 3 exons. The record is from RefSeq and is a predicted model, not a curated record.
AUGCCUGCUCAUGAGAAAAAUGUUCUUCUAAGCAGACAAGCCAAAGUUGAAGACAGAGUAGCAAAGUUAGAAAAUAUGCUACUUCAAAAUGUUGGCUGUAAUAUUCAGAUUGAAGCAAAAGGCAGUUGUACUGCAAAGGAUGCAAAGGGUGCGAAGAAAAGUGAAGAAGAAAUUGGUGAUAUUCAACAAAAAUUGGAUUUUGAGGAGGAUGAUGAUGAGCUGCAAUUUAUUGACAAAGAAGAUGUCUUGGUGAAACCAUCUAAGAAGAAAGCGAGCAAGGAAGUCAAAAAGCUUGAGUUGAACUCAUCAAGUAUGCCUAAGUCAUUAUGGCUACUUUACUGUUAUUACAAGCGUGCACUUGGGAAUGGAGAGGGUUUACAAAUAUUGCUAGAUAAUAAUGUCUUUGGGGACGAAUGUACUCUCUUUGUGCACGACGAAGAUGUGGCUCCUUUUUGUCAAUUGAUGUCAAUAUCGUACACGUGUAUUGCUGUCUACAUAUGGUAUUUGUAUAACAAGAUGAUGGAAGAGAACAAGCUUGAGAAAUUCAGAUUUAUGCAGCCAAGUGUUGUAGGGCAUCUGUCAACGAAAAGAACAGAUACAAAAUUUCUAGAAAAACAAUUGGAAAGCAGGGCAUGA